GUAACUGAGAGGGAAGUAUAAAAAGGGCCCACACAGCCUGACCACAGUAGACAGACAUCUUCCAGAGCUCUUACUCACAUUAGCCUUCUCUUGACACUGGUCUUCGCCACGAUGAAAGUCUGGUUAGUGCUUCUUCUGCUUCUGCCUCUGUGCACAGCACAAUUCCAAAUUGAGUGCUAUGGCGAAGACCAUCUAUUUGUGAGAAAUCAGUUGCUCCAGUGCAAAAGCAAAGUUCGCCAGGUCUGCUACACAAAAGUUAAUGGGGACAAGGGUUGCACCACUUUGGACUACUGCCAAAGGCCAGGCUGGACUUGCUGUGAAAAGAACCGCUGUAAUGACUAAUCCAGGGACAAGGGGGCGCCAGAGUGCCAGAGUGCACCAAACACAGCUGACAGGCGUUCAGACUGCCGCGUGGAUCCCUUCCCUCGUUCUCUCCGCCUCGUUUUCCCCUCCUCCUCUGUAAACCCGACUGCAGCUGUCAGGGGCAGCCUGCCCAUGGCAGCCACACAAAAAUAAAGCUUCGCGCCAGGCGA
Molecule: messenger RNA, 533 nt
Organism: Anguilla rostrata (American eel)
Lineage: Eukaryota; Metazoa; Chordata; Actinopteri; Anguilliformes; Anguillidae
Exons: 3
Coding region: 112-342 (76 amino acids)
Source: RefSeq, a predicted model, not a curated record